This is a messenger RNA of Drosophila serrata, 6167 nucleotides long. RefSeq names its product FH2 domain-containing protein formin 3 (gene form3). NCBI's taxonomy places the organism in Eukaryota, Metazoa, Arthropoda, Insecta, Diptera, Drosophilidae. Gene Ontology annotation, molecular function: actin binding. Gene Ontology annotation, biological process: cellular component organization. The record is from RefSeq and is a predicted model, not a curated record.
UCGGGAAACGAGCAACGAUCGCGCAAGAGAGUUUAAUUGAGAACUCCGCUGGCGAAUUGCACAUGCAAAGUGCCGCGGUCAGUCCUGCAUUGCAAUCGAUUUUCGGUUUUGCGGCUUUUCUCGCCACAAGUUGGCUCGUUAGCUUGUGGCUUUUAUUAUUUUAUUUUGGUUUCGUUUGGCUUGACUCGGUUUGGCUUGUGAGCCUGCGCAACGUCGCAGCGGGUUCUGUGCGCGUUGCAUUUUCAAUAAACGCGUUUGCUUUUGGCACGCUGCGUGGGCGCCAUUCCGUGUCUCUGUCUGUGUCGCGUGUGUGCAUUAGCUAAUGUGUUUGUAUUGCUAAUUAAAACAGCAGCAGCACCAGCACCAGCAGCAGCAGCAGCGGCAGCGACAACUACUGCGGCAGCCACAAGAACAACACGAGCAACGAACGCGCAACAAAGUGUCUUCGAUAAGUACGAUUAACGAAAAAGCAUUCCCGAUCGCAAUCUGGAUCGACAGCGCAGGUGUUUUCCCCACCGCACUUCCCAUGAUUCAGAGCACGAGAGCGUUCGGCAUGACGUGAACUGCUUAGAUAUUCCAUGCAAGAGUCGAAACCCUUGCAACUAGCCGCCAUAAUCGAUCGUCUCGCUCCGGUUCGACUCGAUUCGAUUGCCCCUGUUUUUGGGGGACGUGAUCAUCAUCCGCUGUCCGUCAAGGAGUUGUCCCAAAAGAACCGAGAAUCCGCCUCGACAUUCAAGAUGGACUCACGCAUCGGCCUGGACUACAUCGUCGAGAAUCGUGACUACAUAGCCAAGCUGGGCGCUGCCCUGGACACGCAGAAUGCCACCGUUAAGAAGCAGGUCUUUGAGCUGCUCUCGGCCCUCUGUGCCUACAGUCCCGAUGGCUAUGCCCGCGCCAUCGAAACCCUCGAAUUUUACAAGAAUCUCAAGAAGCAGCGAUACCGCUUCAAGAUUGUCAUCAACGAACUAGAGCUGUCGAGUGCCGCCGCCUCGCCGCCACUGGAUUACCAGGCCGCCCUGUUGGCCUUCAUCAACUGUGUCAUCAUCUCGGCGGCCACGCUGCAGGAGCGAAUUCGCAUUCGCAACGAAUUUAUAGGUCUCAAAGUUUUGCCGCUGCUCAAUAACCUAAGAAAAGUCGCACAAAGUGUGGGCGAUAUCAUCGUACAAUUGGACGUAUUCGUGGAGCAGCAGGAAUGCGACGAGGCCCAGAGCCUUCAGGCGCCCGAUGGCAUCAAUUUAAACUCACAUCUUGAUGUCUUCUAUGCGAUAUUGCGACAGGUGGCCGAUACGCCACAGGAGGGACCGUUCAGCCUUCUGCAGCACCUCCUGCGCAUCGAUCCCAAGGAGCCGCUCAGCGACAUCAUCUGGGACACCACAGAGCGACUUGUUCAUCGCGCCACGCUCCUCGAGAGCCACGAGGAUGCAGUUCGUCCUCGCACGCCCAGCAGCCAGAAGUUCGCGUGCCAGAGUUGCCGCGGCAGUGAUGCUAGCAGCCCCACCCGCAAACCUUCGACGCAGCCAGGGGGCGUGGCUGGAACGCCGCCACCACCACCCCCAGCGCCUGCUAUUCCAUCUGCACCCACAGCACCACCGCCCCCGCCUCCGCCGGUAAAUGGGGCCGCACCACCACCUCCGCCGCCGCCCAUGAUUAAUGGCAGCUCCCUGCCACCGCCACCGCCUCCUCCAGCUAUGCAGAUGGCCUCGAGGCCCAGGACACCAGAUCCCAAGGCCGCAGAGACAGCGAACACUGCCAUACUGCUGCCCCAACAAGACACACCAGCGCCCACCAAGAUGAAGACCAUUAACUGGGGCAAGAUUCCGCACAACAAGGUCCUGGGAAAACAGAAUAUCUGGAGCAUCGUGGCCAGCAAUCACCAGGACAGUCCGAUGCAGGACAUUGACUGGAACGAAAUGGAAGGACUCUUUUGCCUACAGACUACUAGUGCACAAGGAUCUCAGUUGGGACGAGAGGGAAGCCAUGCUUCCUCUGGCUCCAAUGGAUGCGACACCCUAGACCGAAAGUCGAAAAAGGAGUGCACUGAGAUCACUCUGCUAGAUGGCAAGAGGAGUCUCAAUGUCAACAUCUUCUUGAAGCAGUUCCGCACCAGCAACGACGAUAUUAUCCAGUUGAUAAAGCAGGGCGCCCACGAGGAGAUUGGAGCGGAGAGACUGCGAGGACUACUGAAGAUCCUGCCCGAGGUGGAUGAGCUCGAUAUGCUGAAGGGCUUCAACGGGGACCGGGGGCGACUCGGGAAUGCCGAGAAGUUCCUCCUCCAGCUGCUGGAGGUGCCCAACUACAAAUUGCGAAUUGAGAGCAUGUUGCUCAAGGAGGAGUUUGCGGCCAGUGCCUAUCUAGAGCCCUGCAUCAAUGCCAUGUUGUAUGCAGGAGAUGAUCUGCAAAACAAGACUCUACAAGAGGUCCUCUACAUGGUUGUGGUGGCUGGAAACUUCCUCAACUCCGGCGGAUAUGCGGGUAAUGCGGCGGGUGUGAAGCUAUCCUCGCUGCAGAAGCUCACCGACAUCCGAGCGAAUAAACCCGGAAUGAACCUCAUCCACUUUGUGGCCCUGCAGGCCGAGAAACGCAAUCCGGACCUGCUGCAGUUCACGGGACAGUUGAGCACCUUGGAGAGUGCCAGCAAAACAACCGCAGAGCAGAUUAACAAUGAGAUCAACACGCUGGAUGGCAGGAUUAGGCGGAUAGCCAGGCAGAUCGAACAGCCCGCCACGGAUGCGGACAUCAAGGAGCAGAUGGCGGAGUUCCUGCAGGCCGCUGAGUCCGAGCUUGCCGUCCUACAGUCGGGUAUGAAGCAGGUGGAGUCCAUGCGCCUCAAGCUCUCCGAGUUCUUCUGCGAUGAUGCGGCCACCUUCCGGCUGGAGGAGUGCUUCAAGAUUUUCCACAAUUUCUGUGAUAAGUUCCGGCGCGUCAAGGAGAACGAGCGCCGUCAGCAGCAGGAGCAGCAGGCCACAUUGAGGAGAAAGCAGCGCGAGGAGCAGUUGGCACGCAGAGCCAGGCAGAUUGGUCAGGCUGGCACCCCCGUAUCCGAUUCGGAGCACUCUUUUUUGGGCGAUGCGCUUUUCGAUCCUCGGGCUAGCCCAGCGCUGAGUCGCCGACACCUGGGAUCCGGAGAGAUCAGCAACGGUUUCAUCCGCCUGGAGCAGGAUGGUGCUUCGCCAGAUAUCACACCCAACGGAAGUCUGCGGCGCCGGCGCAGUCGUGUACUUGAAGGAGAGGACGACCUGAUGGAGUUUUUGCGUAGUUCCACGGGUCCCAACGAUGGUCACAUCAGCCGGGAACGUAAGGCGGCGGCAUAUGGCAGUCUGGAUCGUUCAUGGGCACGUCGUGCCCGCUCCGGAAGUUCCAGCCGCAAACGUCCCGAUCUGUUGAAUAUUGACUUUGGUCUGGAUCGGGAGCGGGCAAGCUCACCAGCUCCGCUUCUCCAGCAGCAACAGCAGCGCCAGGGGCAGGAGAGACUGCAAUCCCCGCUGGCUAGUACAGCAGGCACGCCCACCACUGCAGCGAAUACGCCAACGGGCGGUGCAUCAGCGAUAGGGCAGCCGCAGCCAGCAAACGAGGAUGCGAAACCAAGAAUAUCCCGUGAAUGGCGACAGAAUGAGACAUGGCUGCAGUCCAACGAAAGCGACGAGAAGCAGAACGAGGAGUACACGAAACGUCGUCUGGUCAACGCCAAUCGGCGUUCGCUCGAAAACGAAACUGAAAACGAACGAAAACUGGACCCUCCGGAGGAGAAGAUCAUGCCUUCGACGACGACAGAAACGCCAACGAAUACGCCCACAACCACUAAUCCCACUAACUCCACAAACAAGCCGGAGCAGGAGGCCGGAAGAUACCAGCGAGUCUACGCUGAUUGGAAGCCAUCAAAGACCCUGGAGCAGACAGACGUGGUGGCUAAUCUGCAGGCCAUUGCCGAUGCCCAGCCUGCCCAGGAUGCCCUGCGUCAGUAUCGUCGCCAGCGAUCGCAGGACCAACAGAGUCCCGGAGCGCUGCAAUCGAUAGCCGAAGAAGAUCGCAGGAAGUCAUAUAUCCAGAUGGGCGAAAGGGACAUGAGCAAUGAAACCCUUAAGAUCUACAUUAGGAGAUCCUCGAGCAGGGAUACUGCUGCGAAGAAAGAGGAGCCCAAGUCACCAAAGUCACAGGUGUCGGAUGAUACCUUUGCCAGCCUGCUCAGUCACCACAAAAACCAGAACGAGAUGCAGGCCUCCUCGAAGGAGGUGGAUGCGGAUAAUGUUGAGACGCCGCCAGUGAGUCGCCGGGUGAUAGCCACCCCCACCACCACAGUGGUCACGGUGAGCAUGACGGACAAGCCCAAGGCCGCGGAGGAGAAGAUAAGCUUGGUGGUGGGAUCAGCAGAGCAAGAUGCUCCCGGUCACUUCGAUCGUCAUGCCUUGGGCCGGCGCACUCGUCGCUACAAGAGGCCCACAGACUACAGCAGUGGUACCGAGGAGCACCUGACCAGCAGCAAGCCUGAGGUCAAGACUUCUCCAUCGAAGACAGAGCAGCCAGUGCCAGCAGAAAAGUCAAAGCAGAAGGAGCGCACGAUCACCAAGCUGGAGAAGGUGGGUCGGCACAUCAGCUCCAUCAAUCAGGAGGAUGUCCGAGAGGCCAUCAGGAAUCUCAAGUCACCCACAGGCACUCCCGAACGACCUUGGAGUCCGCCCAGGGAGAUUACGCCCUCGAAACUGAAGCUAUCCGCCAGCGGACACCACGAACUGAACGACGAGGGCUUCGAGGAGACACAGAGUCUGGUGUCAGACACACCCUCGCACGGAAAGGGCGAAAGCACCAACUCCUCCUGCAACGAGGGAGUCAACGAGUCAACACCUUCCCGCCAGCGUCCACUACAGAAGCAGAAGGCGACGCCCACCAGCCUCACACAUAUGGGCAGCCGCCUGGCCGACCGCCUGCAGCAGGCCAGAAUGAAGGGGAGUGGUUCCUCUGCGGCAACGUCAGCAACAAAGUCACAAAACCAAGUCCCUGCCACUCAAACGGCCACCGUAAAGAGGAGCCUCUCCGCCAGCAGGCCGCUGCGCAUGCCCAAUGGUCAGCCUCUGGCCAGUGCUGCGCCCCUCCGUUCCGCCUCCGCUGUAAGACUGCCACAGGAGCAGCAAAUCCUUGCUGGAGUGGAACGGAGCAGUUCGAGGAACAGUCUGCGCUCUUCUCGCUCAUCCAUCAAUAGUGGAGCCUCCACGCAGACAGUGGUUAGACGUCUGCCGGCUGUGCAGCGUGCCGGAGCCACCGUAUCCGUGGAUUCCUCGCCGAGUAAAAGGCCACUGGCAGCCCAGAAUAUGCGGCCAACGCCUGGACGUGGCGUACCGGCCAGCAGAAGCAGCAGCAGUGGGUCCAGUGUGGGACCCAGUGUGAUCCUGGUGCGCAGCAAGAUGACCAGCACAGCUCCAAGGACAAAUAUCAGCGGCAGCACCAGCUUUAAGGAGAACCAGUCCCAGUCACAGUCUCAGCCGCAGUCUCAGUCCCGAAUGAGCGCCGCUCGCAGUGUGGUGCUGGUAAAGAACGCGAUAAACCAGCAGCAGCAGGCCAGGAUGAAUGGAAAUCCGAGUAGCCAGGCUCAGCGGAGCUCCAGCAGCAGUCGGUCCGUGAGCAGCUUCAUGCGACCCACGGCCAGCAGUGCCACCAAGCGCCAGAAGUAGGCGUCAUUGUCCACUGUCCAGUUAACGUCCCAAGUUUACACAUGUUACAAAAGCGAAUGCAUCCAACUCCAAACCGUCCAAGAGACAAUUUCGAAUUUCUAGGCAGGAUCUGAAACACAAAACAGCACUCGGAUAGAUAGUCGUUACAGUUGCAAUAUUUUGAGAAGUUAUACAAUUCCAAGGAUAUUCCCCCUGCACAUUCCAACUGAAGGUCCGCAAUACCCUUAAUACAGAAAAGACAGAAGUCAGUUUUCAAAUUCUUAAAUAUAUUUGAGCACAAAACAAAGGAGACAAAAAUACUAGCUGUAAACUACUCAACUAAAACAUAGGCUAAGCGAAAAAAAAAACAAAAAAAAGGUAAAAAAAGUUAAAAUCGUAUUUUCCACAUAUUUAACAUAUGUUGUAGACAUUAUUCGAUUAUACAUGUGUAGGAAAUGUUUUUUAUAGAAGCGAGUUAUUUACAAAGCGCGUAGUUGGAGAAACCAAAAGCAUGAUUGACAUUCA